Ailuropoda melanoleuca (giant panda) is the source of this 8758-nucleotide messenger RNA. RefSeq names its product nebulette (gene NEBL). Gene Ontology annotation, cellular component: Z disc. The coding region runs from base 521 to 3562 and encodes 1013 amino acids. Gene Ontology annotation, molecular function: actin filament binding. The transcript has 28 exons. The record is from RefSeq and is a predicted model, not a curated record. Gene Ontology annotation, biological process: cardiac muscle thin filament assembly. Lineage: Eukaryota; Metazoa; Chordata; Mammalia; Carnivora; Ursidae.
GUUCCAGGGAAAGCUUUAUUUAGAUGGAGUUGAGAAAUCUUUGAGAUAACAGGCUUUGGACUGUGCUAUCUUGAGUGUUAUAGUGGAGUCGUUUUCCCACAAUCUUUAAGUCUCUUUCAAGCUAUUUUAUGAAUGAAUUAAAUUAGUGAAAUACACAUAAAUCGUCUCUUUUGGAUUGCUUACCCAGUUUAGAGAAUGUUGACUUUAAAAGGUCACAAAAUCGAAUUUUGCCUGUUGGAGUGGUAUUUCCACUUGGGAGGCUGGCCCUGGCUGAUCUCUGCAAUCCCAUCCGUCCACUCACACGCAGUUGUGAUAAGAGGGUGAAGUGUGAGCUAAAUAGGGAUGAGGCCUGGGCAAGGUCAUUUCUGCCAGAACUCCAGAGACUCCAAGAGCUCAAGGGUGCUAUAGUCCAGAGAAAGGGCCUGUCCUCGUGAAUUCAAAAAAAAAAAAAAGAAAGAAAGAAAGAAAGAAAAGAAAAAAGAAAAAAAACCCCCAAAACUUCUAUACAUAAAAAGUAAAAAUGAGGGUUCCUGUGUUUGAGGAUGCAAAAGAUGAAAUGGAAGAGGGAAAAACAGAGGAAGAGGAAGAUGAAGACGACGCGGUGUUCUUUAAGCCAGUUAUUGAAGACCUGAGGAUGGAAUUGGCCAGAAAAUGCACCAAACUCAUUAGUGAUAUUCAUUAUAAAGAAGAGUAUAAAAAGUCUAAGGACAAGUGUACAUUUGUGACUGACACUCCCAUGCUAAACCAUGUAAAAAAUAUUAGUGCUUUUAUUUCUGAGGCAAAAUACAAAGGUGCCAUUAAGGCGAAUCUCUCCAAUUCUCUUUAUAAGCAGAUGCCAGCCACAAUUGAUAGUGCCUUUGCAAGAGAAGUUACACAGCUUCAGAGUGAGGUUGCCUAUAAGCAGAAACACGAUGCUGCCAAAGGAUUCUCAGAUUAUGCCCACAUGAAGGAACCACCUGACAUCAAACAUGCCAUGGAGGUCAAUAAACACCAGAGUAAUAUUUCUUAUAGAAAAGAUGUGCAGGACACCCACACAUAUAGUGCGGAUCUCAACAGACCAGACAUCAAGAUGGCAACACAGAUCUCCAAGAUCAUAAGCAAUGCAGAAUACAAGAAAGGGCAAGGAGUAAUGAAUAAAGAGCCUGCUGUAAUUGGAAGACCAGAUUUUGAACACGCUGUGGAAGCUUCUAAACUUUCUAGUCAAAUUAAAUACAAAGAAAAAUUUGAUAAUGAAAUGAAGGAUAAGAAACAUCAUUACAAUCCUCUUGAAAGUGCUUCUUUUAGGCAAAGUCAGCUUGCCACCGCAUUGGUGAGCGAUGUGAAGUACAAGAAAGACAUUGAAAGUAUGCACGAGCCAGUCUCAGAUCUCCCAAACCUGUUUUUAGACCAUGCUUUGAAAACCAGCAAAAUGCUCAGCCGACGAGAGUAUAGGAAGCUUUUUGAGGAAAACAAAGGAAUGUAUCAUUUUGACGCGGAUGCUGCUGAACACUUGCACCAUAAAGGCAAUGCCACGCUCCAGAGUCAGGUUAAAUACAAAGAAGAGUAUGAGAAAAAUAAGGGGAAGUCAAUGCUUGAAUUUGUUGAGACACCCUCAUAUCAAGCUUCAAAGGAGGCUCAGAAGAUGCAGAGUGAGAAAGUUUACAGAGAAGAUUUUGAGAAGGAGAUUAAAGGAAGGUCAUCACUGGAUUUAGACAAGACUCCAGAAUUUUUACAUGUAAAGUACAUCACCAACCUUCUGAAAGAGAAAGAAUAUAAAAAAGACUUGGAAAAUGAAAUAAGAGGCAAAGGAAUGGAAGUUAACUCCGACGUUCUUGAUAUUCAAAGAGCAAAACGUGCAUCCGAAAUGGCUAGUGAGAAAGAAUACAAGAAGGACCUGGAGUCAAAAAUUAAAGGGAAGGGAAUGCAAGUUGGCACCGACACCCUCGAAAUACAACAUGCCAAAAAAGCUUCAGAGAUAGCUAGUCAGAAAGACUAUAAGAGAGAUCUGGAGACUGAAAUAAAAGGGAAGGGCAUGCAAGUGGGCCCAGACACUCCUGAUAUCCAGAGAGCCAAGAAAGCAUCGGAAAUGGCCAGCCAGAAAGAAUAUAAGAAAGACUUGGAAAAUGAAAUUAAGGGGAAAGGAAUGCAAGUGAGCAUGGAUAUCCCGGACAUACUGCGAGCCAAGAGGGCAUCUGAGAUCUAUAGCCAGAAAAAGUAUAAAGACAAAGCAGAGAAGAUGCUUUCUAACUAUAGCUCUGUGCCAGAUACUCCUGAAAUUCAGAGAAUCAAGACAACUCAACAAAACAUCAGUGCGGUAUUUUAUAAGAAAGAAGUAGGAGCUGGCACAGCAGUAAAAGAUACUCCAGAGACUGAACGAGUGAAGAAAAAUCAGCAGAAUAUUAGUUCAGUAAAAUACAAAGAAGAGAUGAAUCAGGCAACGGCCAUUUCCGAUCCUCCAGAGCUGAAGAGAGCUAAAGAAAACCAGAAGAACAUCAGCAAUCUCCAGUACAAAGAGCAGUGCCACAAAGCCACGCCCGUGAGUGUCACGCCAGAGAUGGAGAGGGUGAAGAGAAACCAGGAACAACUGAGUACGGUAAAAUACAAAGGAGAAAUUAAACAGGCAACUGCGAUUUCUGACCCACCAGAGCUGAAGAGAGCUAAAGAAAACCAGAAGAACAUCAGCAAUGUUUAUUAUAAAGGUCAACUGGGAAGAGCUACAGCUUUAAGUGUAACUCCUGAAAUGGAAAGAGUGAAGAAGAACCAAGAAAAUAUUAGUUCGAUAAAAUAUACCCAGGACCAUAAACAGAUGAAAGGUAGACCAAGUCUGAUUUUAGAUACACCUGGUCUGAGAUGUGUCAAAGAAGCACAAAACCAUAUUUCAAUGGUAAAAUAUCAUGAAGACUUUGAAAAGACAAAGGGAAGGGGCUUUACUCCUGUUGUAGAUGACCCCGUGACCGAGCGAGUGAGGAAGAACACGCAGGUGGUCAGUGAUGCAGCCUACAAAGGUGUCCACCCUCACAUCGUGGAGAUGGACAGGAGACCUGGCAUCAUUGUCGACCUCAAAGUUUGGCGUACAGAUCCUGGCUCCAUCUUCGACCUUGAUCCCCUGGAAGACAAUAUUCAGUCUAGAAGUCUCCAUAUGCUCUCUGAAAAGGCGAAUCACUAUAGGAGACACCGUUCCCGAUCUCACUCGAGCAGUACUUUUGGUACAGGUCUUGGAGAUGACAAAUCAGAAAUAUCCGAGAUUUACCCUAGCUUUUCGUGCUGCAGUGAGGUAACCAGACCGUCGGAUGAAGGAGCACCUGUUCUUCCUGGAGCCUACCAGCAAAGCCAUUCCCAAGGCUACGGCUACAUGCACCAGACCAGCCUCUCAUCCAUGAGGUCAAUGCAGCACUCACCAAAUCUACGGACCUACCGAGCCAUGUACGAUUACAGUGCCCAGGACGAAGACGAGGUCUCCUUCAGGGACGGCGACUACAUCGUCAACGUGCAGCCCAUCGACGACGGCUGGAUGUACGGCACCGUGCAGAGAACUGGGAAAACAGGGAUGCUCCCAGCCAAUUACAUCGAGUUUGUUAAUUAACUAUUUCUCCUUGUCUUUGAGCUUUGUUCUAAUGUAUUCGAAACCCAAUCUUUUUAAAAGAUAGAAGAUACUUUUAAGACAACUUGGCAGUUAUUUUACAAUAAUCUAUCUUCACUUUGACAAUGAGACACACAGGUACCAGGAAGAAGGGAUGACUUCUGGGCUCAGAACAGCAGCAUUUUCAGUAAUUCCUUUAAACGACAUCUUUAGGUCUGGAGGCCCGGUGCUGCUAAUUGGGUUAAUGGUUUCCUUUGAUUGGCUAUCCCACACUUCUGGGAAAUGUAUUUUUGUAGACUUUAAUAGAGAUGUUGAUUGUCCCUUAAAUGUAACAAGUCUAGGAAACUUCUUAGCUGUCACUUUGGAAUCACCAGAAGCCAAUUCUCUUAAUUCAGUCACACAGCCAAUAAUUUAAAAACCAGUUAGCUUUUGAGUCAUUAGGGAAUUUCCAACUCAAGUGAAAAUUGCCUAAUGUAAUAAAUGUCAGGAGUGGCAGAAUGAUGGUUUGGUUAAAAUUAUAUUGACUGGUGGCCUUCGGGACCUAUAAGCUUCUCCCGAUCAAAGACAUUUCCUUGUUCCCUAGGCUGACUUGGGUCUAUUUAUUUCUCAUUUGUACCAAGGCAUAUCCUACUCUCCACUUACAUUCUGUGGGCCCAAGUCUAUGCUUGACUCCAUAGAAUGUCAGGACAAAAUAACGUCACAGCUACUCAGCAAAGGGCAAGGUUUAAGGUCAUCUCUAUUAUUUCCCUAAGAGCUUUUACCCCGUUGCAUGUCACGUAGGUUCAAGCUUCUGUAACAUAGGCAGCUGCACUGCCCAUCCCUGUUAUUAAAGCAAAAGUGAGGCUGAUAACCUAACAGCCCUUUCCUCUAGUCGCCAGCUCAUCAGAAAAACACACUUUGAAAAGUUGCUUGAGAUUCUCCUGCUGCCUUGCACUCUAGUUUCGAAGGAUUUACAUCUUUAGGAAAUAGAUGCCUACUCUAGCAAAUAAGUGAUUUUGAUGUUUAUUGAGCAGCUUUCAUUAACUUAAUGCUGCUGUUGAUUUAAAAGUAAAGAAAACUUAAUAGGAGCCAGUGACGACAAAGUGUACGAGAGACAACCAGUGAACAAAACGUCACCCACUCUGCAUAGAGAUGAUCGGGGUUUUUUUUAAUUUUGGAAAAUGCUAUUCACAUCCAGGAAUGGAAAUCUAGCCACUGAAUUCAGUUAAUGAAAAGACUCCUUUUCUACUUUCUUCUGGUUUUUACUUUCUAAACCAUAUUUGGUGGGGGUGACGGGGUGCAGGAUGAAAAUGUCAGCAGAGAUUUUAGGUCUCGGCCCAACAGGUUGCUCACUAAACAAGAAAUUGUUGUCCCAUCUUGUAUUUGGAAUGUAAGACCCUGCAGGCACUUCCUGGAUUCACAGCAGUGCCAUAGCCCUUGCUGGCGGGUCGUAAGGACUGGCCUGUAGUCCACAGUCAAGGUCACUGGAGAAAUUAACAUCUGUCAGCGACUCUGUUUUCCUGAUGUGUUUGGACUUCAGCAGGGUAGCGUUCAUGUGGGGCCUGACUCUGCAGUUGUGACGAAGCUGCAAAAACAAAGGUAUAAAAGUGUGAUAAAAUAUAUAGAUCUUGGGGAUAUCUCCCUUAUAUAGUAUAGGCAAAGAAAUUAAUGAAAUAUCCUGUAAAAUACAUUUUACAAAGUGUUUAGGAGUCCAAAAACAAAUGCUAAUUCAUUUACACUUUUGAAAAGUUAGCACCUACUUUUGAAAAUCUAGAGUUUCAUUUUAUCUGGCUGAAAGAGCAAAUAAGCUUUAUUACACUUAAGCUGCAUCGGCAGGGCACUCACAUAAAAAGAGAGGCGAGAAAUUCAGGUAAAAAACUAGAGAGUUUUUUGAAGGGUUUUACAGAUGCCUACCUACCCAGCUGGACUGAUUUUCUAGUAUUGAAAUGGCCAGUUGUGAUUAAAUUAACCCCGUAUCUGUUUUGAUGUCAUGUACACAAACCAACAAAGACAAGCUGAACUUGCGACAUUCUUGCAAAAAAAAAUUUCUGUGCAUUAAAACUGGGAUAAUAAACUUGCCCAAUUUUAUUAUAUCAUUAAGUAAAUAUUUAUGUUUCACCCAGACCACUUUUUUUUUGUAAUUAUGAAAAAGAGUAGUUGUUGAUUAAAGUUGCAGACUAAAUGUAGGACAGGUACAAUUUUUGAAAAAUAGCACAUUUAUAGAAAGCUCAAAGCACACGGAUUUGAAAUGCUCCUUUUAAUCGGGAAAAGUCCCAUAAAGUAGCAGCUGGUUGUUCCAUUGUCUUUCUCAUCCACUAAUUUCAAAAUCAGAUUCACGGAAUGUGGAAGUCCAUAAUUAUUAGAGGGAUAAUUCUAAAAUUUUAAGCUUUGCAUAAUGUUUGCAUAGCAGGAUGUUUCUGCUUCCAGCCUCUAGGAAUUAAGGUCCGCUCAGAAUUUAACCAGAGAGCAGUUAUUUUAUAAUAAAGACUGCGGGAGAACAUGAUGUCACGUGCUCCUGACGCAUCACUGGGUAGUGUUGUCACUGUUCCUAAAGCUUGCCGAAUAUGGAGCAUUUCAGCAGAAAUAUCGGAAACAUCUAUGUAUAAUACCAAAGUGCUAUUUUUACAGCAUCAUUUUUCAAAACCACAUUCUUGGACAAUUUUUCCGCUUUGCACAUGGCCCCCUCCCCUCAAUUUGGCAACAUGCAUCUCGUACAUAAAUAACACUAACGGCUGAAGAAGGGCGUAAACAAAUCUGUCUUUUAGAAAUCAAGCUAAAGGCUGUGAAAUGUCCCAGCACAGAGAGCAUGCACCUGAUUCUCCGAACGUGAUGCGUUCUCAGGCCUGAUAAAGCACACGGAGCGGGUUGAUAACGUUUUUACGAGGUUCCGAAAACAAAACUGUAUGCGGAUCAUCUCUCUCUUGAGAGAAGCAGAGCAGGGGAAUAGAUGACUUUGGUUGUACGUUUUUGUAGUCCAUGUUCUUACUAAUUCCCGCGCUCUAGAAAAGCUUUCUAUUUCUAACCUGUGGCCAAAUGAGUUCUCCACGUCUUCUUGUUCUUGUUUCCACACCUGCAGUGUAGCCUGGUUUGAAAUAUUUAUCUGGUUGUCAGAUCCCCACGCCAUCCCUGCCUCUUCUCAGGCUUCCCCACCUCCAGAGACCAUACGGGAAUUUGCAAGCACAAUUUCUACGGGCACCUUGGCUGAACAUGGAUGAGAUUAGAGAAGCCCCUCUCUCGUCACUAGGUUCAUUGCUUGAAGAUAAUGAAGACGCAGUUAGGGCAGGUUGACCACAGUCUUUCUUCCCUUGUCCUCUCCCGGGUAGGCGUGACAACAGUCUGGGAGAUGGGGAAAGAGACUUUUCUAGAACAGGGAAGUUCAGGAGGUGCAUCUCUUUUUUCAGGUGUGUUCACCUCCAGUGAAAUAUUUUCAGUGAAAAGAUAAAGAAAAUGGGUGUGAUCCUUUAAAAACGCAUCCCUGUAUGAAGUGGAUAUAGUUUAUACCAAAAUUAUAAUAUAGAUAUAUUUAAAAAAAGGUGCCUUUUUGAUUACCCUGGUUUAUCCAUGAUGGUCUUGGAAAGAAAACUGAGCAAGCAAGCUUCUUGUCUAUUCUAUAGUAAUAUUUUAUUAUACAUGAUUGGUAUUUUUGUGGUGGGGAAGUGAGAUGCUCCUGACAGAUAUGAAAGGUGAUAGCUGAUUGUAUUUUCACCUCUAAAGGUGUUGAACUUUAGAAAAUACUGAACUUUCCUAUCUAUUUCUGAAAAGUUCUUUGUGGAUUUAUAUACAGUCAGGAUGCAUUAAAGUUAACUUUAGGUUUGAGACUUAAAAUAUCUAUUGUAAGAUAGAAGAAUUAUGUUAUGAGGCUGAAUUCAUUACACAAGAUGAAAUUCACUUCAUAAAUUUCAUUAUACCUUAGCUAUUUGCUUCUGAUAAUCUAAAAGCGGCUAGAGUGUGGGUAUUUUGGAUAACGAGACACAGAGGCGAGAAAGCUUUAGUUAAGUAAGAAGCUUUGUAAAGUAAGUUAAGAAUGCUAAAAGGAAAGUCUCUUUCUGAAGUAUUCCAUGCCCAUUAAGGUCCUUUCCAGGCAACCCAUUGUCAACUACUGAUGAUCAAAAAAAAAAAAAAAUCAAGAUAUUAUAGGAUGUUUCUGUGGCCAUCAUUUCACAAUGUUUAGACUACUGGAAUCCACCAGCCUGGAAGGAUCCCCAGGACAGAUUUCUCCCGUUGUCCAUAUUACUUCUGUAUAUUCAUGGAAUUCCAUAUGCUUUUUGCAUUUGACACCUGGUAUCCAGUUGGCAUAGUAUCUACUUCUUUGUAAUCCAGUUGCUGUUAAGAAUGAUUGACUUUGAAGGAAAAAAGAAAACUGCAUCCGAGUCCCAUUCUUCAGCGUCCAUACAAUGAAUGACGGAGCAUUUAGAAGCAGCACUGAGUGUGCUGUGGGCGUGGUGUGGAAAUGUUGGCCUUUCACCUGUGAUAAGAAUACAAAAUUGAAUCAUUGCGCAGCGUGGCUUCUGUCUGCUUCAGAAAUGUGGUUGAUGAUGAACUUGCAAGAGUGUCCUAACUUUGAGAGCAUACAGUUUCAAUGGAAACACUUCAUGUUUUGAAGAUGAAGGGGCUUAUAGAAUGAUACAAUGUUAUUAACAUAAUUUGGCUUUUGUUAUGCAAAUUAACACCAGCUAUUAAAAUCUAUUUUAGUAGAACUGCUUUAAUUCAUGUUUUCUUUCCUCUACACUGUGAAUCUUUAAGCCUUGGUGGACUAGAGCAACAUCGUGCUGCCCAAAGGACUAACCUAUGCAAACUAGUUCACAUUUUAGUGGAUGUCACAGUAAUUGUGUGAUAAGACAUUACUUCCCCCCUGCAUAAUGUACAGCGGCAUCGAAAUCAACAUUAAGCCUAGCAUCAUGUAUGUAUAGUAUAGUCACUCACACGCCCUUCAAGGCUACUAUAAUCAGUAGUAGUAUUAUUUGUUUAAAAGCAAAUCGCCGAGUUAUCUAUUAGAUCUACUUGAACGAUGUCAGAACAAGAAUGGCAGACGGACGUGUCGGCCGUGGCUUCAACGUGGUCACUGCAAGUGUUCUCCUGUGAUCAAACUGUGUUCGGAUGCACUCUCUUCAGGGUUUUAUUAUUCUGUGUCUUUCUGUAUUUGUAAAACAUUAUAACGCUCUAAUUUUCCUAUCUCUACACAUUCGGUUUGCUUAAAUAAAUGCAGGAUAUAACAAAAUG